UCUGUCGGAUAGUAAAACAAUAUUUACUCCCUUCAUAUUUCAUCUUCUUCACUGCGUUUUGAUCCUGACCAAGAUGUCUUUCUUCGGGACAUCAACGACGACGAAUACGUCGGCCACAGCCGAGAAAGACAUUGAAAUGGCUGACCCUCCGACUGAUUCGAUAUCUUCAAUGUCUUUUUCCAGUCAAGCUGAUUAUCUUGCAGUCGGGAGUUGGGAUAAUAGUGUUCGCAUAUACGAGGUCUUAGCUGGAGGACAAACAACAGGAAAAGCGAUGUAUCAACAUCAAGGACCUGUUUUAUCUGUCUGUUGGAACAAGGAAGGAAACAAAAUUCUGUCUGGUGGUGCCGACAACGCGGGUCGAAUGUUCGAUGUCCAGACGGGCACCACAAGCCAAGUCGCUCAACACGAUGCGCCUAUCAAGAGCGUGAAAUGGGUAGACGCACAGUCUGGAAUUCUUGCAACAGGAAGCUGGGAUAAAACAGUGAAGUAUUGGGAUCUCCGCACACCUCAACCAGUGGCUAGCGUCACCCUCCCCGAGCGAUGUUAUAGCAUGGACGUCCAAUAUCCACUAAUGGUCGUUGGUACCGCCGAACGGCACAUUCAGAUCUUCAACUUAUCCAAUCCCACUACUGCUUACAAGACCAUGCAAUCUCCUUUAAAAUGGCAAACACGUGUUACAACAUGCUUUACUGCGUCUGCAAGUAGUGGAUUCGCAGUCGGAAGCAUCGAGGGUAGAGUAGCUAUACAGUACGUUGAAGACAAGGAUAGCAGUAACAACUUCUCGUUCAAGUGUCAUCGACGAGAUUCUACGCCCACUGCCAAAGAUCAAUCUAUGGUCUACGCAGUGAAUGAUAUAUCAUUCCAUCCCGUCCAUGGUACCUUCUCCACUUGCGGUUCCGACGGUACAAUACACUUUUGGGACAAGGAUGCUCGCACUCGUCUCAAGACUUUCGAAGCUGCUCCCGGACCUAUAACUUGCAGCGCUUUCAACCGGACUGGAUCAAUAUUUGCCUACGCCGUGUCUUACGACUGGUCUAAAGGGCACUCUGGCAUGACACCUGGACACCCCAACAAACUCAUGCUUCAUGCUUGUAAAGAUGAUGAGGUCAAGAAACGCCCAAGAAAGUAGUAGUUGGGCAUUCUUGUGUACAUACAGUAUUCAUCUUCGAACUUGCUUGGUCUGUAAACAACUUUAUUAAACUUGUUUUUCAAGGCAUGCACAAUAUUAUAUCAAUUUCAACAAUCU
Messenger RNA from Lentinula edodes (shiitake mushroom), 1246 nucleotides. RefSeq names its product WD40-repeat-containing domain protein. NCBI's taxonomy places the organism in Eukaryota, Fungi, Basidiomycota, Agaricomycetes, Agaricales, Omphalotaceae. The transcript is spliced from 9 exons. Gene Ontology annotation, biological process: RNA export from nucleus; transcription-dependent tethering of RNA polymerase II gene DNA at nuclear periphery. The record is from RefSeq and is a predicted model, not a curated record. Bases 74 to 1129 code for a protein of 351 amino acids. Gene Ontology annotation, molecular function: RNA binding; ubiquitin binding. Gene Ontology annotation, cellular component: nuclear pore.